This is a messenger RNA of Effrenium voratum, 1503 nucleotides long. The record is from the annotation of a GenBank genome assembly. Lineage: Eukaryota; Dinophyceae; Suessiales; Symbiodiniaceae.
AAGAGUCUCGCCUCGUGGAGUCCGCGAGAUUUUAAGGAGGGUGCCAUCGGCAUGGUCCCUGCGCAGAGACGUCGCUCAGUUUUGCUGCCGGCCGUUCUGGUCUUUGCCAUUGGCAGCCUUUGCUGGCCGGCAUUUGUUCCUCCUCCAGGCAAGAGCCAUGCCACGGACCGCGCGCAGGUGACUGGCGCCGCCGCGGCCCUCGCGGCGCUGGGUGCUUUGCCGGUCCACGCCGUGGACGAUCCUUUGGCGCAUGGCGCCCCUGGGGUCAUGGACAGCGGGGAGAUGCAAAACUGGGCCGAGCGAGCGGCUUUUGGUGGACUGCUGGUGAGCACCAUGCUGGCCUGGUGGCGUGGCACUUUGGGCAGCGGCCAGGCGAAGGAGGAAGGGAAGCCUCCGGCAUUCUGGGCGAUGGCCUUCGCCAACUUGUCGCUGGUGGUGCUUCUGAGCAAUCGCUGGCUGGAGAGCGGCCACUUUCCUCUCUCGAACAUGUACGAAUCCCUGAGCUUCCUGGCGUGGGGUGUCACUGCCGUGACCCUCUACUUCACCGCUACGCAGAACAGCGAGGCUCAAGAGCUCAGCGCCUUCGACAAUGGCAAGAAAUCCCAGGCCAAGAACGUCACCAGUGAUAUCGCCGCGGUCUGGGCAUCUCCCGUGGCCCUGGGCAUCGUUGCCUUCGCGCAGUUCUCCUUGCCGAAGGCGCUGCAGAAGGCCUCCGCCUUGGUGCCGGCCCUGCAGUCCAACUGGCUGGUGAUGCAUGUCUCCGUCGUCAUGUGCUCCUAUGCGACCCUGCUCUUUGGAUCUGUGCUGUGCAUGGCGGUGCUGGCUCUGAGUCAGCCAAAAGAUAGCCCGAUCACGGCCAUCCGCGAGGCUCUUCUGCCGGCGCUCCAGACCGUCGCGAACGGAUUGCAGCCGCAACCUCAGCCAGCUGUCGCGGCGGCAAUGACCGGCACCAGCGGCCUUGAUGCGGGCAACACGGCGGCCCCCCGCUCCGAGGUCCCGACCCAGGGCAAGAGACAGGUUGCAGUGGCCAGCACCGGCAAUGUGACUGUUGAGUUCUCUUCCUCGUCCGGUGCUGCAGUUUUGUCGGAGGAUGACCAGCUUGCCAUCACACUUGAUGAUCUUGCCUACAGAUCUCUUCUUCUUGGCUUCGGCUUUCUGACCAUCGGCAUUGUGUCGGGCGCGGUCUGGGCCAACGAAGCUUGGGGCAACUACUGGAGCUGGGAUCCGAAGGAGACUUGGGCAUUGAUCACCUGGCUCGUCUACGCUGGAUAUUUGCACACCAGGCUGCAGCUCGGCUGGGACACCCGAGAGAGCGCCAAGAUCGGCGCUUUUGGGUUUCUGGUGGUUUGGGUUUGCUACAUUGGCGUGAAUCUGAUGGGCAUCGGCUUGCACUCGUACGGAUUUUUCCUCAAGUGAGUCGAAUCAAAUGGGCGGAGCGGGCAGCCAUCCCGGGUAGGGGACCAGGUCACUUUGCUGCCUAAACUCGAGCGCCCGUUCAGCCAA